UCCACGAUGGGUGACGAGAACAAGUCUUGUCCAUUAGUGGAGGACAUUAACUCAUCCUACAAUCCGCCAGUACUCAUUUUAACAUUUAUCUUUGGAUUCAUUGGAAAUGCAAUUGCUCUGUGGGUCUUCUCUUUGCAUGUGAAAACUUGGAGAUCAAGCACAGUGUACGGGUUGAACCUGGCCAUCGCGGACACUCUGCUAAUCUGCGCCCUACCAUUUCGAGUUGACUAUUACAUCCGUGGGAAAGACUGGUUUUUCGGCGAUGUUGCCUGUCGCCUGAAGAUAUUCACGAUAUUUAUGAACCGGGCAGUGAGCGUUGCUUUCCUGGCGGUUAUGGCGCUUGAACGCUACUUCAAGGUGAUCCACCCUCACCAUAAAGUGAGCAAAAUGACCACAAGCGGUGCGGUGAAGGUAUCCUGCAUUGUUUGGCUUGUAACGCUGGCGAUGUGUUUGCACGUUUUGACUGAAGCUCGCACGUUCCCGCACAUGAAUGUGACAAAUUGUGAGCCGUUCAAACCAUUCAAGCCCUUAAGUCCCACAGCGAUUUUCACUAACAUGGUUUUUAUUAUUUUCAACUUCCUUUUACCGGCUUCGAUCAUCCUGUUUUCCACUUGCUGUAUCGCCUGGAAGCUAAAGCAGAUGAAAUCUGAACUGAUGGGCAAAUAUAAUCGAGCAACGAGGCUUGUGGUGGUCGUGGCGACGGUUUUCAUCAUCUGUUUCCUACCCAGCAACGUUGCUGUAAUUGCUGUUUUAAUCUCAAACCAUGUAAGUAAUUGCAAGACGUUCGACGUUACCGUGCAGGUCUUCUGCAACACCCUGUGCAUCACUUACUUGAACAGUGUGCUCGAUCCGUUUGUGUACUACUUCUCCAGUUCCACGUUCAAGGAAAGUCUGAAGAAAGCUCUCAUUUCUCACAACAUCAGACUUUUCAGAUCAACAAUUCGCUCAGCUCCACCAAAACCAGAAACACAAGUUGAACCGCAACGAUCAUCUGUUCUCAACACCUGGGACCAUUUACGAACUGAGUCGAAUGACAAUCUGUGAACCAGCUCCCAAUGUUGCUGCUUACUUUCUUCCAACUUGCUCUGGGAAGAAGGGUCUGGCGGGGCGCUCUCCCUAAUAUUUUUUAAUCUUUUGAUCUUCUAAUGCAAAAGGCAACCAUAGUACUAAAAAUAUUGCUAGAUGCAACCGCGAUAACCAGUAAGGAGACACAAUGAAUUGCAGACGCUGGAUUCUCGAUUAGAACUCAAAGUGCUGGAGGAACGCAGCGGGUCAGGCAGCAUCUGUGGAGGGAAUGGACAGACGACGUUUUGAGGAUUGAGAUCCUUCUUCAGACUUCACGCCAUGCCCAAUGUCUAGGAAGUCACCGCCAAAGCCUCAUUGUUUGCCUUGGACUUUACUUCACAAGUGUGGGGAAGAGAAUGAGAUCCUUGGCUGGCUUCAAGGUGCAAAGUCCCGCAAUCACUCGUUGCCCGAUUGGAGUGCCUCAAACACUGAGCCAGGAGUAUCUCCUCACCGGUGUUCACUGUGAAUGUUCCCUGCACCCAGCAUGGUUCUUGUCUCCUGCCUCCUCCCGGCUUCACGAUAUCGCUGAUUGCUGGAAUAACUCACCGGGUCAGACAACAUUUCUGGAGAAAAAAGAUGGGUGACAUAUCCGGUCUGGAAGCUUUCUUCAGACUGAGAGUAUGGGUUGGCGGUGAGCGGGGCUGAGUUGGAGGGGAGGAAAGACCACAACUCGCCUUCUCUCUCCAGCUCUCCCCCUCCCUCCAUCUACCCCUACUUUCACUCUGAAGAAGGGUCCUGAACCAAAACAUAACUCUUUUUCUCCAGAGAUGCCGCCUGACCCAUUGAGUUAUUCCAGCACUUUGUGUCCAUCUUUGGUCUAAUCCAGCAUCUGCAGUUCUUUGUUUCUUCAUCAUAACGCUUUGGGAUAAAUCUUGUUAACAAUACAAUAAUAUUUUGUAUGUGGCAACUGGUCAUCUUGUGGCACCAGAGAACUGAGGCAGCGGCGACCCGGCCUCGGCGCUGGGGCAGUGUUGGGGACCUGUUCUCCGGAGCUCCCGAAACAACAGCUGCGUCCGCUGGACUGGAGGGCGGCAGUUUCGACCACCCCGGGCCGCGGAGUUGAACCAGCCCGUUCGCGGAGCUCGGAUUCAGCCGCGGGACUGACAUUACUUACCAUCACCCGGCGGGGUCACAACAUCUGAAGCUUGGAUCGCCUUGGCGUAGAGGGAGAAUAAGAAGGGAUGAGACAAAGACUUAAGAC
Molecule: messenger RNA, 2266 nt
Organism: Leucoraja erinaceus (little skate)
Lineage: Eukaryota; Metazoa; Chordata; Chondrichthyes; Rajiformes; Rajidae
Product: hydroxycarboxylic acid receptor 3-like
Exons: 1
Coding region: 7-1044 (345 amino acids)
Biological process (GO): G protein-coupled receptor signaling pathway
Cellular component (GO): membrane
Molecular function (GO): G protein-coupled receptor activity
Source: RefSeq, a predicted model, not a curated record